CAGUAAAUCACCAUACAGUAAAGGGAAAAAACUAGCUCCUUAUUUACAUUCCUUUCACUUAAUUAUAUAAAGGCCAAAGCGAGUUACAGUAGUUGAUUGAGAGAUGGCAGGAGGAGGAUUUGUUGCUCAAGGUGGAGGGUUCGGCUAUGAAGGUCGUGUCACGACCUUUGUGGUGUGUACUUGUCUGAUUGCUGCCACUGGUGGUCUCCUAUUCGGUUAUGACCUUGGAAUCUCAGGAGGGGUGACAUCAAUGGAGCCGUUUCUGAAGAAGUUCUUCCCGUCUGUUUUAGAAAAACAGAGUGAUGCAGCCAAACACGAAAGCGAGUAUUGCAAAUUCGAUAGCGAGCUGCUCACUCUGUUCACCUCUUCCCUCUACCUUGCUGCUUUGAUCGCUUCCUUCUUUGCCUCAGUAGUAACAAGGAUCUUUGGCCGAAAAAUUUCCAUGUUCAUUGGAGGCCUUGCUUUUCUCAUUGGUUCAAUCUUAAAUGGCAUUGCCAUGAACGUUGCACUUCUAAUCAUUGGCCGUUUGUUGCUUGGUGUAGGCGUUGGGUUUGCUAAUCAGUCUGUUCCAGUCUACUUAUCCGAAAUGGCACCUGCGAGGAUUAGAGGAGCUUUGAACAUUGCUUUCCAAAUGGCCAUUACAAUUGGAAUUCUAGUCGCAGGCCUUAUUAACUACGGCACGGUAAAGAUCGAGGGCGGAUGGGGAUGGAGAGUUUCUCUAGCUCUUGCAGCCGUUCCUGCCAUAGUGAUGACCGUCGGAUCAUUCAUUCUACCGGACACUCCCAAUUCUAUUCUUGAGAGAGGCCAUACCGACAAGGCAAGAAAAAUGUUGCAAAAAAUUCGCGGCACCCAACACGUUGAUGCUGAGUUUCAAGACCUUAUUGAUGCCAGUGAAGCUGCCAAGAAGGUGGAUCACUCAUGGAGGAACAUUCUCCAACCAAGAUACAGGCCUCAACUUGUCCUCUGCAUUCUCAUUCCAUUCUUCCAACAGCUUACCGGCAUUAAUGUCAUCAUGUUUUAUGCACCUGUUCUCUUCAAGACAUUAGGUUUUGGUGAUGACGCGUCACUCAUGUCUGCGGUUAUCUCUGGCAUUGUGAAUGUCGUUGCCACAGUUGUUUCCAUCUAUUCAGUUGAUAGGUUCGGAAGAAGGAUUUUGUUCCUUGAAGGUGGCGUACAAAUGAUUAUUAGCCAGAUCGCAGUAGGAAUCAUGAUUGCCGUGAAGUUUGGUAUCAAUGGCGAUGGUGACUUGACAAGGGCCGAUGCCAAUUUGCUUUUGUUCUUGAUCUGUGCAUAUGUUGCAGCAUUCGCAUGGUCUUGGGGACCACUGGGAUGGUUGGUACCCAGUGAGAUCUGUCCUCUAGAGAUCCGAUCAGCUGGACAAGCCAUCAACGUUGCAGUAAACAUGAUCUUCACUUUUAUCAUUGCUCAAGUUUUCCUCGCCAUGCUUUGCCACAUGAAGUUUGGCCUCUUCUUUUUCUUCGCUGGCUUUGUUAUAAUCAUGACUAUCUUCAUUCACUUCUUCUUGCCUGAGACAAAGAACGUCCCAAUUGAAGAGAUGAACAAAGUAUGGAAGCAACACUGGUUCUGGGGAAAGUACAUCCCAGAUGAGGCUGUCAUUGGUAAGAACCGCAAAGUUGAGCAAAGGGAUGCUUGAAAGCAAGA
Durio zibethinus is the source of this 1662-nucleotide messenger RNA. Its product is annotated as sugar transport protein 10-like. NCBI's taxonomy places the organism in Eukaryota, Viridiplantae, Streptophyta, Magnoliopsida, Malvales, Malvaceae. The record is from RefSeq and is a predicted model, not a curated record. Gene Ontology annotation, biological process: monosaccharide transmembrane transport. Gene Ontology annotation, molecular function: monosaccharide transmembrane transporter activity. Gene Ontology annotation, cellular component: membrane.